UUUUUGAAAAUUACGUUCAGAAUUCCGAUUUUUUUGCUUCUGAUAAUUUGGUGUUUGGAAGUGGUGGAGGUUUGCUUCAAAAAUUUGAUCGUGAUACCAUGAAAUUUGCUAUUAAAUGUUCAUAUGUGUAUAUUGAAGGCAGGGGAGGCGUAUCGGUGGCAAAAGAUCCAGUAACUGAUAGAGGAAAACGAAAUAAACCAGGUCGAUUAAAAUUAAUCAAAGAUAAAAAUCAAAAAUAUGUUACAGUAAGUAGUAUUAAUGAUAAAGAUAUAUAUGAUGAUAAAAAUGUUAAUGAUGAGCUUGUUACUGUAUUUGAAAAUGGAAAAAUUUUGAAAGAAUAUACAUUCGAUGAGAUUCGAAAAAAUUGUGAGAUUGAUCUUGAUCAAGUAGAUGGGAUGACAACAUUAUAA
Messenger RNA from Didymodactylos carnosus, 410 nucleotides. The record is from the annotation of a GenBank genome assembly. NCBI's taxonomy places the organism in Eukaryota, Metazoa, Rotifera, Eurotatoria, Philodinida, Philodinidae.